Messenger RNA from Portunus trituberculatus (swimming crab), 2009 nucleotides. Its product is annotated as COMM domain-containing protein 8-like. Bases 539 to 1084 code for a protein of 181 amino acids. The record is from RefSeq and is a predicted model, not a curated record. The transcript has 4 exons. Lineage: Eukaryota; Metazoa; Arthropoda; Malacostraca; Decapoda; Portunidae.
CUUCCAUCUUCUGUCACCAAUACUAGGUCUUCCUUGUCUAUUUUUUCAAUGCCAUUUACUAUUUCAUACAUUGUUAUUAGGUCCCCACGUUCUCUUCUAUCUUGUAAGGAUGGCAGUCCCAUUUCCUUCAGCCUUUCUUCAUAUGUUAAUACUUAGCUCCUUUAGUGUGUGUGUUUUUCACGGUUGACUGCCGGUCACCCAAUCAGCCUUCUCCAUUACAGAGCGAGCUAAUAAUGGUGAAUAGGUAAAUCUGCAGGUAUUAUACAAUAAUUUGAGUCAGAUUAUCUUGGUGUUGGGACUGUUUGGUGUUUACACUGGCGAGUGUCGGGGUGACCGUGUCAGCUGUCCGGGUGUCGGAGGCGGUGACAGCGGGAAAGGGAGGACGCCCACACAACUUGUAAAGGAUGUUAAAGUGUCACUGAUACAGAGAAGGGACCGAGGCAGCACUGAUAGUCAAAAUAACAUAAACAGAAGCAGGGCAAGAGACAAGAGAAGCAAUACACAGCGAGAGGAAACAGAAAAGAAGAGUAAAGCAGAGAUGGCGGGGGGCGGAGCAACCACGCACCUCACCUGUAUUCCCUCACCCUUGUUGAAUAAGUUUGUCCACCAUGUGAUUGACGGUUUGUGUGGUGGUGCGUCAGCCAGCCACGCACUCUUCCCAGACUGUCCCCUUGAUGCGUUCUGGCAGGCAGGGCGAGAGGUGGCUACUCUGGCGCGGGAUGUCACUGCCGGCAGACUCACACAGCACCAGGCCUAUGCUCAGUUGUUGCCGCUGGGCCAGGAAGCAGCAGCCAGUGUGUGUGAGGUGGUGAGUGCCAGGAGGGAAGAGAUCAAGGAGGCCAUGGUGAGGGAGUCACUCGCAUCCACCACCACACUCACCGAUUUUGACUGGAAUGUAAAGGUUGCCGUAUCAAGCAGUACAGUUCUGGACCUCAAGCAGCCUCUAGUCACCCUGCGGCUCCACACAUCCUCCCCUCACGGACACCAGAGAGACACUGUGGUGGAGAUGACAGAAGCUGAGGUUGACUCCUUGCUGGCUACACUGAAAGAGGCACAGGCUAGUCUUGGGAACCUCUUGGAGUAGUGGUGGUGGUUGUGAUGGUAGUGGUGGUAGUAGUAGUAGUAGUAGUAGUAGUGGGUUGUUUGGUGUGGGUUAGAAAAGUAAAGAUUUGUGGAGGAAAGAAAGGAUGCAAGAGGAAAGAGUAAGAUGUAAAGAUUUGAGAAGAAAAGAUGUGAGAUAAGGAGGAAAUUAAACCCUUCAAUACUUGGACACAUUUUUACCUUGAGAUUUAUGUACAAUUAGACCAUAUUAUUGACAUUAGGGAGGGUCUGUGAAGGGUAUAAGAUUAAUGGCCAGGGUCUUUACUAUUUUAAUCCCCCACAUGAGUUUCUGAAGCUGUAUAAAAUCACCAAAUAGUCACCAGAAUGAAUAUGGAAAUUUGUCCUGGUACUGAAGAGGUUAAGGGUUUGAGAAGAGAUGAAAUAAGGAAUGUAAAGAUUUGAUAAGAGAAAAGGUGUGUGUGUGUAUGUGUGUUUUGGAUUGGUAAAAAAAACUGAAAAGGGAAGGAAAGAAGGAAAAGGAAUGUUAAAUGAUAGAUGAAGCUAGAACUGAUAGGAAAAUUGUAAAAAGAAAAAAAAUAAUAGAAGGGAAAAUUAAGAAUGCAAAAUGCAACAAAAUAUAGAUAGAUAGAUAAAACUGAUGGAAGUAUGAAACGUGUGUGUGUGUGUGUGUGUGUAGCACGUGUUUUGAUAUGGUAGAUAAAUAUAUGAAAAAAAAUCGAAAAGAAAAUGGAAAAAUCAAGUUAAAUGAAAUGUUAGAAGAUAAAGAUAGAUAAAACACGAAAAAUACUGAACAAUUAUACGCAUUUAUCAGAGACUUUUACAGCAUUGAGUCAAAACUACAUCAGGAUUUUCGUUGUGAUUAAAAUUAACGUUAAGGUUUGUACACGUGAUUUCUCAGGGGAAGUGUCUAAUCUGAUUUUUGUACGGCAAUAAAGUGAUGAUGUACA